AUGAAUGACACUGCUUUAGCUUCUACAGAUAACAUGGGGGAAAAGGCAAGAUCACAAUUCACUACCCGGCAAGCAGUGGUGGAUACAGCUGUUGUUACGGAAACGGCAAGUCUUUCGGGUUCCCUUGGACAAACAGUAAUGAUGGAUAUACUCGCAUCGUCUCAAUCAUCAUCAUCGACUAUACCGAUGUAUCCUACAGACUAUUCAGACACAAUAAGUGAUAUGCACUGGGCAGCCGAGGAUUCUUCAUUUUCCGGCCUCAUACUUCCAGAUGGAACGGAUGAGACCUUUGAUUUAUCUGGUAACUCGAAUACAGGUAGCUCGACUAAGAGUUAUCCGUCAUAA
This is a messenger RNA of Botrytis porri, 345 nucleotides long. RefSeq lists its product as uncharacterized. Lineage: Eukaryota; Fungi; Ascomycota; Leotiomycetes; Helotiales; Sclerotiniaceae. The coding region runs from base 1 to 345 and encodes 114 amino acids. The transcript is spliced from 2 exons. The record is from RefSeq and is a predicted model, not a curated record.